GAGCGCGCGCGGUGGUGGCGGCGUUGCCAGGAGAAGUGGGCGUGGCCGGCUCUGCGCUUGCUUGUGCCGUGAGAGGAGGAAAGAUGGCGGAGGAGGAGAAGCUCCCCGCGGGCUGGGAGAAGCGCAUGAGCCGCAGCUCCGGGCGUGUUUAUUAUUUCAACCAUAUCACAAAUGCCAGCCAGUGGGAGCGCCCCACUGGCAACAGCAAGAAUGGUCAAGGGGAGCCAACAAAAGUGCGAUGCUCACAUCUCUUGGUGAAACACAAUCAAUCCAGGAGACCCUCAUCAUGGAGGGAAGAUAAAAUCACGCGAAGCAAGGAGGAGGCCCUGGAACUAAUUAAUGGCUACAUCCAGAAGAUUAAAUCUGGGGAGGAAGACUUUGAAUCCUUAGCAUCACAGUUCAGUGACUGCAGCUCAGCCAAGGCAGGGGGCGAUCUGGGUACUUUUGGAAGAGAUCAUGCAUUAUGGAAGAUAUGCCCUUGUUACACUAUAUAUUGUUGAAGGAACCAACUUUCUACUAUUUUUCUUGUACAAAAUGUCAAAUGCAGAAACCUUUUGAAGAUGCCUCCUUUGCGCUGAGGACUGGUGAGAUGAGUGGACCGGUAUUCACAGAUUCAGGGAUCCAUAUAAUUCUGCGUACAGAAUGAGUGUUUUGGCACCAUGCAUUUGGAAAAAAGAAAGGGUCAUAGGGAAAAAAGGAACAAGAGAACCUUUAUUCCAACCAUUGGUACGCUCUCUGUCCCAGAACAAACUUCAUAUCUAGCUUAUUGUUUAUUUUUGUUUAUAUAUGUAUAUAUAAAAUAUAUAAACAUAAACAAUAAGUGUGUGCAUAUGCAACACACAUCAAUAUAUCUCUGUUUCAUAUUUCAGUACCUUAUUUGACCUGUUGAAGAGAUGUUUUCCCCCGCCUGUAUUGAUGCAUGUUAGCUGGGGCAGAAAACAAUUGAAACAAUGAGACAGUAGCAUCUUGCAUAGACACAAUGACAGUGUUUUUAACAACAAUAAAAAAAAGGAAAUCCCUAGCUGCUUGAAUUUAAUAUUGACGGUUUCUUCCAUUCAGGAGACAUGUCUAUACUUACAGGGUCAUGCUUCAAUGCUUUCCCUCUAUAUCCAAUUUAUCAUAGAGUUAUUUAUUAUAGGGCUGCACUGAUGGUGGCAGAGUUUAGCUCUCAGUGUCUAAGUAGAAUAAAAAUCUCCUUUGCCAUGGUAUAUCCUGGUUUAAGUUCACAAGUAAAAACACCCCAUUUCUUAUCUUUCUCACCCACAAUUUAGUGUCAUUCAUUUCUUAAUUGAUAAAUUGUUUUUGGAUGUAAAACUAGAACACUCCUGUGGCCUCACUUUAUUGCUGUAGAUUUAGGAGUACAGAUUCCUCAUGAUAAUGUGCAGAUUCCACUGGACUUCGCUUCCAACUUUCAUCAAGGGUUGAGUUUCAGAAGUUGCAAAGGGACUUGAUGUUGUCUGGAUAGGAAUUCUCUGUGCUCACCUAAGCAUACACCGGACUCUGCUGUCAGAAAUAUAAGUAUAAAUUCACCAUAUGCUGAUUACCUUAAUGCGUUCACAUUGAAUUAAAUCUUGCUGAUGCCUUUUUGAGGCAGACAGAUCUUUAUCUUCUACGUUAUUCCAGUGCAGUCCCUCUCCAAUUUAUUUAGCCCUCUAAAUUUCAUUAGAUACAUUACAUGUUAGUCAUUCUUGUGUGGUGUUCUUAAUGCUAAAAUACUAUCCCGAGGGAAGGCCAUUUAGUUAUUGGCUUCCAAGUUUUCUGGUUUGUGGGUUUUUCCCCCCUAUUUUCUUUUGUUCAGAAGCUGGUCAUGAUCCAUUUGUGGUUUAAGAUAACACUGUAAAGUCACUCUUUCUGUUUUUCUGUAUUGCUUUUUCUCUAUAUAAAAUCAAUACAAUUCCCACCAAGUUCCCUGCUUUUGAUCUGAUGCAAACAAGCUUUGUGUAUAUAUAUGUACAGAGAGUGUUCCAGUUCUCUUAUGUGAGAAAAUAAAAAUAAAUCCCUGCCAACUAUCAACAUCAAA
Ahaetulla prasina is the source of this 2020-nucleotide messenger RNA. RefSeq names its product peptidylprolyl cis/trans isomerase, NIMA-interacting 1 (gene PIN1). Lineage: Eukaryota; Metazoa; Chordata; Lepidosauria; Squamata; Colubridae. The coding region runs from base 84 to 500 and encodes 138 amino acids. The transcript has 5 exons. The record is from RefSeq and is a predicted model, not a curated record. Gene Ontology annotation, cellular component: nucleus; cytosol. Gene Ontology annotation, molecular function: protein binding; peptidyl-prolyl cis-trans isomerase activity.